UUCCUACUGUGACAUGUCCAAAUGUCCUCAAUGAAAAAACCCUAUUCUAUUCCAAGCUUAAUAAUGUAAUUCAUCAUAUUCAUAUUAUUACAUCCGAAGCAGAUGACAAUCUCUAGUCGUGUGUAUUUUACUUCACUUGACUUGAAAUAUAGAAGGAAAAAAAAAGAGCAAUAAACUACGUCACAAUGUGAUCUCGCGAGACUUCCCCUGCUUGUUUGGUGAGAGUGUCAGCUGACCUCACUGGGGAGAUUUUUGUUAAGGAAACUAUCCCCAGUACAGCUAUGUCCCGUAUCGGUGAUCAGUUUAUUGAUCGAUUACAGCGUGUAUGACGGCGUGUAACGCAUCUACUGAAGUCAUAUUAUUUCUAAAAACAUUUCACAGCACUUGUACCACUGAAUCGGGUCCGACACCAUGCUAGCCACAGUGACUGCUGUGGUUAGGUUUGCCCUAUACAAUGGCAGUAUUGCACCUGCACCAUUGGAGAACACGUCAACAUUCCCAACAUGGCAACCUGAUGCUGAGGCCAACAUCUCAAAGCCUCACAAAUGUCUACAAGUUUUGUACGAGGACGUUGGAGACUCCAGGGUGCGCUUCUGGGACAUCUUACUGCUCGUGCCGAAUGUGGCCUUCUUCGUGUUCCUGAUGUGGAAGCUGCCCUCAGCCCGGGCAAAGAUUAGACUCACCUCCAGCCCCAUCUUCGUCACCUUUUACUUGCUGGUGUUCGUUGUAGCGGCAGUUGGAAUCACCCGGGCCGUCGUGUCCAUGACUGUCAGUGCGUCCAGUGCUGCAACCAUCAUAGACAAAGUGCUGUGGGAAAUCACCCGCUUCUUCCUGCUGGGGAUUGAGCUCAGUGUCGUCAUCCUGGGACUGGCUUUCGGUCACCUGGAGAGCAAUUCUAGUAUAAAGCGAGUGCUGGCUAUCACUGCUGUGCUGGCUCUGGGCUACUCCAUCACACAGGGCACACUAGAGAUCCUGUAUCCAGACAGUCACCUCUCUGCUGAGGACUUCAACAUCUACGGUCACGGAGGACGCCACUUCUGGUUGGCCAGCUCCUGCUUCUUCUUCCUGGUGUACUCUUUGAUCGUGAUCUUGCCUAAAACUCCAGUCAGGGAGAGGAUAUCUCUUCCAUCUAAGAGGAGUUUCUAUGUGUACGCUGCCAUCCUGUCUUUACUGAACCUGGUGCAGGGCCUGGGCAGUGCUCUGCUAUGUGCUGGAAUCAUAGAGGGACUCUGCUGCGUGGAUGUCACCACCUUCCUGUACUUCUCCGCCUUUGCGCCACUCAUUUAUGUCACAUUCCUCAAGGGCUUCUUUGGGUCAGAGCCCAAGAUCCUGUUCUCUUACAAGUCGCAGGUGGACGAGCCGGACGAGAGUGACGUCCACCUUCCCCCGACCGUCGCCACGUCUCUUGGUCGCAAGGAGCUGACCGACCAGGGCCUGUUCUACUCCUCCACCCAGAUCGACGGCUCUGGUCCCAGCAGCACCCGUAUAGUCGGAGCGGACCUAGAUGACGUAGCCUCCGGACCCUAUGGGUCCAGCAGCAUUAACAGCAUGGAAGCGGACCGCUGGAGACCUAUCAACGCGUGAACGCAUGAAGAGGAGAACAGAGGUGGUCAUACAGCUGGACUCAGAUGUUUGUGUAAUGCAGGCUGGCCAAAAAAAAAAAAAAAUGCAGAACAAAGUAGUCGGAACACCAAGAACGGGUAAUCCUGGUCUUGCUUUAACGCCGGGAUAAGUUAACAAGUGGACACUUAAAGGAGAUAGCUUUUUCUAGCAUAUGAUCUGGAGGACUGUGGUUUACUGCUUUGGUAACACUGUUGCCAGAGUGUACUGCUGCUGUAGCGCCACACUAGAGGAGUCCUGUCCCUGAUUGUGGCACCGUGUGGAUUCUGUUCAACGCGCCCUUGAAUGUGUGGAGCUUACUGACUCAGCACAUUUUCUCUCAUUCCAGACUUCGAGUGUCGGCUGCUCAAUCCCCCAAUAAUUGAGUUUUAACCCCAUUUUAAGUACCCGAGUCUUUAAAAUCUAACAUUCUUUUGUUGGCAACUCAACAUCUGUACAUUCCUAGAAGCUUUGAGUAACGGCAUCUAAACUCACUUUGUCUGCUGUCUUCUGUUAGAUGUGUGACUCAACUGGCUACAGCUAGUUCCUUUUGAUUGGUGUACCGUCUUAUGAAAUAGGAACAAAAGUGUUAAUAAGUGUGAUGUGUGUCACUGCAAUAUGAUAAGAUCAUUAAUGCCUAAAUACAAGCAGGGCAUUGACGCGUAUCACAAACCAUCUGUAACGCUCUCUACCAGGAAUCAUCUGUCAUUUCUCUCUUUAAUUCAUUCUGGACUUUUUGCUUUAAUGUCUUAUACCAGAUUAAUAAUUCCUGCUACUGAAAGCACAUUUGUUAGCUUCACGGCCAUUUAGAAGGACUUAUUACAUGUGUGAUUUGAACAACAGACCUUAGACAUGCCCUCCCUCAUUCCAUAUCGGCAGAUCUGGUGCAUCUCUGCUUGCUGAUACAAAGCUUUUAGUUUUAUGCCAAUAUCUAUUGCUCCUGCGGUUGUAUUGUCCAGACUGUUUAUUAGAAGUGCUCAAAUUAGACUAUAAACAAAAUCGAUAAAUUUAAUGGUAUUAAAUGAUGGUAUUGAUGCAGUGUAAUCCUAUAGAUCUUAACUACAUAUUGAGAGAGGCUCAGGCCACCGGUAUGUUCGAUACGGGUCAUUAUAAGACGAUGUCAAGAGAAAACUACUGGAAUGUGGCACAACAAAUUAUCCACAUAUUGCAAAUAUGCUUCUUUGUUCAGCCCAUUAAAUCAGUUAUUUCACAUAUCUUGGUAUUACUAUAAUAUCAUACUUUAGUCUUUAUAAAGCACCACACAUCACAUUUACUUAUUCCUACCAAGGAAGUUUGAUGUUUGAGUUUCCCCCUGAAAAUGCUAUAUGUUUGGUAUGAAUGGACUACUGGAUUUAAGCUAGCAGUAUUCAUGGAUAGUAGGGACCUGGAUGCAGAAAACACAGAGAUGCGUUUAUUUCUUUCCAUCAUUUUAAAAGCAACAACGCUGUAAAGAAGUAGCGUAUAACCAAGAAAUUACAGUACUUGCCUUGACUCUUAGAAAUAUUAUAUAUUCCAAUUUGAGUGCCGGUGAUUACUGCUGUGUGUAACUUAAGAGUUAGAGUUGUGUUUAGGGAAUCGGUUCGCUGAUUCGUGACAUGGGUUGGAAAGGUGCAAUUAUUACGGAAGUCCUCUCUCUUGGUUGAUUUUUGGUGUUUAAAUCAUUUUGCAAAUGAUCUGUAAAUUUUGCCUUUUUAAGUGCAUUGAUUGUAUAAUAUUCAGCCCUUAUUAAUGCAAUGUAUUGAGCAUUCCGUGACCUACAGAAUAAACCAUGGACUCGUU
This is a messenger RNA of Anarrhichthys ocellatus (wolf-eel), 3378 nucleotides long. RefSeq names its product transmembrane protein, adipocyte asscociated 1 (gene tpra1). The record is from RefSeq and is a predicted model, not a curated record. Gene Ontology annotation, biological process: G protein-coupled receptor signaling pathway. The transcript has 11 exons. Gene Ontology annotation, molecular function: G protein-coupled receptor activity. Gene Ontology annotation, cellular component: plasma membrane. The coding region runs from base 412 to 1584 and encodes 390 amino acids. NCBI's taxonomy places the organism in Eukaryota, Metazoa, Chordata, Actinopteri, Perciformes, Anarhichadidae.